ACUUUGAUUACUGAAUGGGAGGAUGGUUCCAAGCUCUGCAAAGCUUUGCUAGAAUCCGAAGAGUCCAUAGCUCGAGCGGUUCAGAAGCUGACAGAAGUAGCUCAGUUUUAUGGCUUUGAGGGUUGGCUCAUCAACAUUGAAAAUGAUUUGAGGACUGGUGAACCUGAGGCCAUGAAUAGUUUUUUGUCCCAACUCUCCAUCUCUAUGAAAGGUUCCAACCCCAAUGGUAUGGUACUCUGGUAUGAUGCUGUCACAGUUGAUGGGAAGCUUCUUUGGCAGAAUGAGCUCAACGACAAGAAUCUG
Messenger RNA from Darwinula stevensoni, 303 nucleotides. The record is from the annotation of a GenBank genome assembly. NCBI's taxonomy places the organism in Eukaryota, Metazoa, Arthropoda, Ostracoda, Podocopida, Darwinulidae.